Molecule: messenger RNA, 740 nt
Organism: Myiozetetes cayanensis
Lineage: Eukaryota; Metazoa; Chordata; Aves; Passeriformes; Tyrannidae
Product: cytochrome c oxidase assembly factor 8
Biological process (GO): intrinsic apoptotic signaling pathway
Cellular component (GO): mitochondrion
Source: RefSeq, a predicted model, not a curated record
AUGGCGGCCGCGCCGCUGCUGCGGGCGGGAGGCUCCUGCCGCCGCCACCGCCGCCUCCUCAUCGCCUCCUCCUCCUCCUCCUGCUCCGCCGGCGUCGCCGCGCGGCUGAACGCGGAGCGGCCGGACAGCGCGGGCCCGGGUUUCAGCCCCCCCGUGCACUCCCACAACGACUGGAUCGGGCCCCCGGACAAGCAUUCCAACCUGCGCCCCAUCAUCUUCUACGUGCCCCCCCAGGAGUCGCCCCUGGAGCGGCGGCUGCGCGAGGCCCGGCAGGAGGCCCAGGCCUGCAACCAGCGGUUCUGGGCACGGCACAACUGCGCCUUCCGACAGGAAAAAGAAGAAUUUAUUUAUUCAAGACUGAAAGCCAAGGGUCUGGAAAUGAGAGAUGAAACAGGUCAAAAAGCAACACUGAAUGCAGAAGAAAUGGCUGACUUUUACAAGGACUUUCUAAGUAAAAAUUUUAAAAAACAUAUGCAGUAUAACAGAGAUUGGUAUAAACGUAAUUUUACGAUCACGUUCCUCAUGGGACAAGUAGCACUGGCAAGAGCUCUGAGGUGGCUUCGUUGGAAAAAGAAAAAUGUAGAACAUUAAUCACAGCUCCGUGAAGAAUGCAACACGAGCUAGGCCUGGCAUAAACUUGUUGUUUAUAGUGAUGUUCAGAAUCUGAAUGACUGAUGUAAUAAUUGCUUGAGUCUGUUUGUUAAACUAUGUAAAUAAAAGUCAGUAUUGGUCUUAAUUUA